Messenger RNA from Gossypium raimondii (Peruvian cotton), 904 nucleotides. Its product is annotated as auxin-responsive protein SAUR50. Gene Ontology annotation, biological process: response to auxin. Lineage: Eukaryota; Viridiplantae; Streptophyta; Magnoliopsida; Malvales; Malvaceae. The coding region runs from base 86 to 574 and encodes 162 amino acids. The record is from RefSeq and is a predicted model, not a curated record. The transcript has a single exon.
UCCAGCCUAAAUUCAACGCAAAAAUUGGAAAAAGUUCCCACGCUCUGGUUUCACUUUUUCUUCUGUCACUUUUCUUGGGAAAAUAAUGUCUCAUUCGAUGGGAAAGUGCCAGAAAAUUCGUCGAAUUGUCCGCAUCCGACAAAUGCUGAAGCAGUGGCGAAGAAAAGCCAGCAUAACGGCCAGCAACAACACCAUCGGCAACAACAACAACAACGGAGAUGCGCCGUCCGAUGUUCCUGCUGGACACGUGGCUGUCUGUGUGGGCACAAGUCUCAGGAGAUUUAUCGUACGCGCGACGUACCUAAACCACCCAGUCUUCAAAAAACUCCUCGUACAAACCGAAGAAGAGUAUGGUUUCAAAAACAUGGGACCAUUAAUCAUCCCAUGCGACGAGUCGUUCUUCGAAGAGAUUCUCCGAGUCGUAUCCCGAUCUGAUGCUUCAUCAAACUCGGGUCCUUUCUCUACUUUCAAAGAUCUUCAGAGAUGCUGCCACGUGGGCAUGAAGGAUAAACUGGGGUUUUUCAACGAGUCUCGACCGUUGCUUCAUGGGGUAUCCGACAAAUCCGUUUACUGAUAGUAUGAAGACCUGACAGCUAUAUUAUGAUUUCCUUGAGUGAUUAAUGGGUAAUUUCUAAGUAAGCUUUUCUAACGAAUGGGCAAAAGAGAAAAAGGAGAGUAAGCUUCUCUAACGCCAUAAUUAUAGAGUUUAAUUAUGGAGAUGGCGAAAAGGUUUGUUUUUGUCUUCUUACUUUUUUACCGCGUCAUCCCCAACCCUAGUGCAGUAGUAUAAAUAUAAUGGUUUUCAGUUUUAUAUGGGUGUGAUUAUAUCUCCAUAACUUACUGAAACCCUAUGAAAUCUUGUAUAACAUUUGCAUCUGAAAUAAUAUAAAUGUGAAGUUCUCUA